UGGAGUGAGAGAUACUGGAGGAGGAGCUAUAGAGCUGGGAAUUUUUUUUGAGGAGGAGGAGGAAGAAAAGAGGAAUCGCAGGGAAACUGAAAAUCUGGACUCCCAGGGUGGGCUCACGAGGGAGGGAUAGACAGGGAUACAGGCAAGACCGAUGUGGAAUGAUGCGAGAGCUGUGACUGGAUAAAUCUGACAGACCACAGAGCACUGGGAGACACACACAGAGAGGAAAAUGACAUUUAGUUUUUGGAGAAAGACUAUUCGGGGGGCUUAAGCUGGGGGAGGCUGGAGGGGAGGGUUUUUCGACAGGGUGAGUCGGGACAGAGAGAGGGGUGAGGUGUGGCAGUGGGAGGGUAAAUAAACACAGGAUGGCAGAUGAACCACCUGUCCUUCUGAGAUGAGGUGAGCACAUACACACAAACACACACACACGCUGACACAAGAAAACAUACAAACCUCUGACACGCACACUUCUCUGGACAUCCACGGGACAGAGCGCAGGACUUUGAAGAUGCUGUGAGACGUCUGGAUCACCUGAACCCAUCUGAGGACACAACUUAUGAGAGGGACUGAACGCCCAGGUGAUCCUCCUCCCUUGAGAGAACCUGUGGACAUAAAGAGAUUCUUUUUUUUUUUUUUUUAAGCGGGAACUCCCUGAAGAGGUGGCGAUCAGGUGGAUCACCUGUGCCAUGAGGAUCCUGUGUGUGAACCUGGCCUGAGACGACCCGCCCCGGAGGCUCCAUCGGCCUGUCCCCCUCCUCUUCCCCCCGCAACUGGAUGUCUUGAUGUAUUGCUGUGGGCUGGGACACUGGCGGAGAGUGCAGUCCACCUAUGGAGAGCGUCAGGACUCGGACGUCGUCGAGGAAAGAAACGCCCAGGUGCAGCUGGAGAAGGCCAAGUACAAACCUGUGGCAUUCGCAGUACGUUGCAACUUCUCCUACACCCCAGCAGACGACGACAACGUUCCCGUACCGGGCCAGGCUGUCACCUUUGAGGCCAGAGACUUCCUCCAUGUCAAAGAGAAGUUUAACAAUGAGUGGUGGAUCGGCCGGCCAGUGAAGGAGGAUGGUGUGGUGGGCUUCAUCCCCAGUCCAGUCAAUCUGGAAACCAUUCUCAUCAGAAGAGAAGUCCAGGCGAGGAAAGCCGCCAAGGCCUUAGCCAACAAAGCAGCGGCUCAAGUAGCUCAAGAUAUGAACUCAAAGAAAUAUACUCCUCCAUCACAAGCCAAUCAGCAGGUGAAAAAGAAACCGGGGGAGCAGGUGGCUAUGUAUGAUGUAGUGCCUACAAUGCGUCCUGUGGUUUUAAUGGGACCAUCACUGAAUGGCUUAGAGGUUACAGAUAUGAUGCAAAAAGCACUAUUUGACUUUUUAAAACAUCGAUUUGAAGGCAGAAUUACCAUUACACGGGUCACAGCAGACAUCUCUUUGGCUAAACGGUCCAUCCUCAACAACCCUGGCAAAAAGGCCUUAAUGGACCGGUCAAACACACGCUCCAAUUUAGAUGCUGCCGCCCAGAUCCAGGGGGAGGUGGAGCGAAUCUUUGAGCUUGCCCGCAGCCUGCAGCUGGUGGUUCUAGAUGCAGACACAAUCAACCACCCUCUCCAGGUGUCCAAGACUUCCCUGGCACCAAUCCUUGUCUAUGUCAAGAUCUCCUCACCAAAGGUGUUGACGCGACUGAUCAAGACGAGAGGAAAGUCACAGACCAAGCAUCUCAAUGUUCAGCUGGUGGCAGCAGACAAGCUCGCCCAAUGCCCACCGGAAAUGUUUGACGUCAUCUUAGAUGAGAACCAGCUUACUGAUGCCUGUGAGCAUGUCGCUGAUUAUCUGGAGUCUUACUGGAGAGCCACUCAUCCACCAGAGAUGGAGCCUGCCAACGCACUGGUAGCCCAGCUGGCUGGGAACACACUGCCCACCAGUCCUUCAGCAAUACCGGAUGGGCAGAAAAACAAGAAGACAGCUGCCCCCAAGAGGAAGGGUUCCCGGGAAAACCAUCUCGACCUGGAGCCCCCUUCAGUACAGGCACAGGAGCAGAGGGCUGAGGAGGGCCAAAGAGAGGAGGAAGAACGACUUCUGAGGACUGAACCAAAGAGACCCCAGCACACCCACCACCAUCACCAUCACCACCACCACCACCGUCGGAUGGAGCACCACAGCCACACCCAGCACAACCAAACAUCUGGAGGCAUGGAAGUACAGCCGAGCAGGGAUUACAGACAGAGGCUUCCCCGCAGGCACCCGCCUGAGGAGAGGGAGGAGGAGGUGGAGGAUGUGGUCGAGGAGGACGAGGACGAGACUCGCUAUAACCACCGAGGCCAUAACCACCACCAUCAUAACAGCAACCACCACCAUCACCACCACCACCACCAACAACAUCACCACCGUGGGAACAGCCAGCCACAUGUUGCGGCAGACUAUGAGCAGGAGCACAAUGAACGCAACCGGCAGCACAGGCAUCACCAGCAUAUUCCACAACGGACACACCACACGGAUCACUAUCCUGCGCACAAUCAUCACAACUACCACCACUACCAUGGCAGAGACAGGGACAGGGACAGAGAUAGGGAAAGACACAAGGACAGAGAAAGAGACAGGGAUAGGGACAGAGGUAGAGGUAGAGACAGAGACAGAGAUGCACGACAAUGGCACAGGGAUUCCUAUAUACAUUCGUGACUGCUGUUUCUUCUGUGGGCUGGUGCAUGGUUUUAUGCUGCUCAAGUUAUAAUGCACUAAUGGAGGGCAGGGUGUGUCAUCUUUGUAGACAAUGUUUUCCUCAUAUUAUUUACCAUUUUUUAUUUUUACCCUCUGCACACACAUUGUCCUUUAACCAGAAUCAAUAUUAUGACUUGGUUUUUGUCUGUCUUAUUUUCACCUAAUUAAUAUGGCUCUAUCUGAGUGUAUUUUUGCACAGACAUUAAAAGCAAUGGUGUGUUCGUUCAGUAUGGGUUGUAAACUUUUUGGUUUUGUAUUGGUCAUGCGAAUCAUACCAAAGCCAGUUUUAUUUUAUCCAUUAUCUCAAGAUCACUUUAUUACUACUUUACUCUUCUUACCUAGAGUCUGUUUCUGUGCUUAAUGAUAUUAGAUAUAUAAUAAUAAUAAUUAAUAAUAUAUUAAUAAUAAUAAUGA
Messenger RNA from Epinephelus lanceolatus (giant grouper), 3119 nucleotides. RefSeq names its product calcium channel, voltage-dependent, beta 2b (gene cacnb2b). The record is from RefSeq and is a predicted model, not a curated record. Gene Ontology annotation, cellular component: voltage-gated calcium channel complex. Gene Ontology annotation, molecular function: protein binding; voltage-gated calcium channel activity. Gene Ontology annotation, biological process: calcium ion transmembrane transport. NCBI's taxonomy places the organism in Eukaryota, Metazoa, Chordata, Actinopteri, Perciformes, Serranidae.